CGGUACAUACGUAUGUACACAUUGCGCCGUGAAACACGUAUGCAGAGCGCGCUACACUACAGGGUGAGCCAUAAGUCGGGCACCGGAUCCGUCCGUGGCUACGUCGACCUCCGACGCUCUCGUCUCGCCUCGAUUCCGUGCGCGAUCCAGAGGCUGUUGUGAGACGUAACGGCCAGCCGGCGUUCUCGGAAGCCCCGAAGCUCAGACUCCCAGGACGCGCGCUCGCGCCGCCCCAGGUGAUCCGCCGGAGCGCUCCUCUCGGCGGCGGUCGGUCGCCCGUGUGUGUGUGUGUGUGUGCGUGGUCUCGUGACUCACCCCGUACAUAUAUAUACAUACAUACAUGCGUAUAUACGCGUGAUACGUCGCGCGACUGCCUGCCACCGAGGAGCAGCAGCGGAGAGUGUCGCGCGUUUUUACCGAGGGCCGAGGGGUAUAAGAAGCCGCGAGGUAAAAAAGUUCGUCGUCGCGCGCCACGACGAGCCACGCACGGGCCGCCAGGGAGAGACGUGUGUUUGUGUGGUGUGGUGUGUGUGUGUGUGUGUGUACACCCGUGUAUCACCGUAUACGCCGCGCGCACGUAGAGCAUCAUCUGAUGUGACACGCACAUACCAGCGAGCGUACAUACACCAACCCGCAGCCGUCUCGCUCGCUCUCUCUCUCUCUCUCGCCACUGCUCGCCCACCUCGUCUUGCUGUCCAGGAGCGAUCAGCCGAGCAUCCCAACGGCACGUUUGUAUGCGCACGUUCGAGCCGCGUGCGAGACUCUUCAGACACUCCGCUCGGACCCCUCUUUGCAUGGUGCGUACAUUCUAAGAAAACAUGCCUCUGUUUGGAAAGUCCCAGAAGAGUCCGGCGGAGGUGGUGAAGGCACUCAAGGAGGCGGUAAACGCGUUGGAGCGCGGCGACAAGAAGGUAGAGAAGGCGCAAGAAGAUGUGAGCAAGAAUCUUGUGCACAUCAAAAACAUGCUAUACGGCACGGCCGAGACGGAGCCGCAGGCAGACAUCGUGGUCGCGCAGCUGGCGCAGGAAUUGUACAACAGCAAUCUGCUGCUUCUGCUUGUGCAAAACUUGAGUCGCAUCGACUUCGAGGGAAAGAAGGAUGUCGCACAGGUCUUCAAUAACAUUUUGCGGAGGCAAAUCGGUACUAGAUCGCCUACCGUAGAAUACAUAUGUACCAAACCCGAAAUUCUUUUUACACUUAUGUCUGGUUACGAGCACCAAGACAUCGCGCUCAACUGUGGCACAAUGUUGCGAGAGUGCGCGAGAUACGAAGCCCUGGCCAAGAUUAUGAUCUAUUCGGAUGACUUUUACAACUUCUUCAGAUAUGUCGAAGUCUCUACGUUCGAUAUCGCGUCUGACGCUUUCUCUACGUUUAAAGAAUUACUUACGAGGCACAAAAUACUCAGCGCCGAAUUCUUAGAGAUACAUUACGAUAAAGUUUUUUCGCACUAUCAGAGGUUACUCAAUUCAGAAAACUAUGUAACACGACGACAGAGUUUAAAACUGUUGGGCGAGCUACUGCUCGAUAGACACAAUUUUACAGUUAUGACACGAUAUAUAUCAAAUCCAGAUAAUUUGAAAUUAAUGAUGAACAUGCUAAAGGAGAAGUCUCGCAAUAUACAAUUUGAGGCUUUCCACGUCUUCAAGGUAUUUGUGGCGAAUCCCAACAAACCGAAACCCAUUCUGGACAUAUUGCUCCGCAAUCAGGAGAAGCUGAUCGAGUUCCUGACGCGCUUCCACACGGAUCGUUCCGAAGACGAGCAGUUCAAUGACGAGAAGGCGUAUCUGAUUAAGCAGAUCAAAGAACUUAAGUCUGUACAUGAUAAUUAAGUCAAGGAAAAUACAAUUAUUGCUACCGCUACGACUAACUACCACUACAAUCAUUAUUACUAGAGUCUACUGCUGCUGUUGCUAAUUACGGUUUUAUCACUAUUAUAUAGUUAUAAUUUAUCAUCAUCACUGUCAUACAUUAUCAUCCAUUAUUACGAUCAUCGUCAUUACCAUUGUCAUCACCCCGGCAUUAUUAUUAUUAUUAUUAAUUUUAUUUGUGAGUAAAUAAUUCACUGUAAAUAAAAAUUACAUUUAUAUCUUAUUGUACUAUACGCAGAUCGAGUUGUCAUCGUUGCCAGCGUUCUGCCACGUUUUUAGGAAUGAGUCGGUUAUUAAAGCAGAAUGAAAACUUAA
Molecule: messenger RNA, 2183 nt
Organism: Wasmannia auropunctata (little fire ant)
Lineage: Eukaryota; Metazoa; Arthropoda; Insecta; Hymenoptera; Formicidae
Gene: Mo25
Product: protein Mo25
Exons: 8
Coding region: 819-1829 (336 amino acids)
Biological process (GO): intracellular signal transduction
Molecular function (GO): protein serine/threonine kinase activator activity
Source: RefSeq, a predicted model, not a curated record